AUGGACGAAAUCAAAGAGCAAACGAAAAGCAUCCCGAACCUCACCCAAGAGACCCACGAUCGAUGGUUUCGACAAAUGAAAAUACAAUUGAAAGGAAAGGAUUGGUUCUAUACGAUUGAGUCUACAUUGCAAGAGCAUGCUAAGGUUGGAGGAGUUGGGAUGGAAGUCGAUGGUACCGAAGUUUUCCCGAUCCUCGAAGGAAGCAAAGUCGUGAACAUCAGGCUUAACCUCGAUAAGAAGGCCAAAUAUUUGAAAGAUGAAGCUAGUGCACUAUCGUACAUGUGCAGAUCACUCAGUGACGACGAUGAAGCGCUUGUUGAUGAGUACGAUACAGCACGAACAUUAUGGAACUACCUGAAGUCAAAGUACUCAAGAACUAGUGAUAUCACAGCCAAUUCGUACUUAACAAUGAUCCAAACAUUUACCUUCAAGCCUACUAGCCAUCCAGAGAUGACCGUUAUUGAAGCCUGGGAUAAACUGAAAGAAUACCGACGCAAGCUUGGUGCUGCCAACCCCGCAUUCAAGGAUUCAUACAGAGACGAAGCUCUAUUUUUAGUUCUGACUAGAAGCCUACCAAGCGAAUACCAAACAACAAUCGAUGCUAUGAGCGUUCAAAGCACGCUAGCAGUGGAAGACAAGAUCAAAUAUCUCACAGCUAAAGAACUCAGCAUUCAAGAGACAGAACAAGCCCAUACUGCUAGCGGAAAGUACGUAAUCCCAAAUCGACGAGGAGAACGCAGAGGAUCAAGCCCAUUUGCAAAGCAAGAACAAGACGAUGAAGCCAAAACCUAUGUUUGCCACCUGUGUGAGCACGAAGGGCACUUUCUACGUGAUUGCAAAGAUCUCACACUCGCACAAGCUCUGAUCCGCAAACACUAUAAAGCCCAGCAACGGAAAGCAACACUUAGAAAGACAACCAAAGUGUCAUUUCCUAAGAAAAGAAGUAAUCAAGCUCAUCUUGCAGAUGGCGAAAGUCUUUUAGUUGAUCUCGAUUCAUCAGAAAGCGAAGAAGAGUCUGAUGACGAAGAGUGCCAUGUCUCUAAAGAACUCAUUCGUAAGACCACCCCUUCUCGUUGGUACGCAGAUACCGGCGCUUCCUCACACAUGUCUGAUCAACUUUCACUCUUUAGAGAUAUCAAGAAGAUAAAGAGAAAGACGAUAAAAGUUGGUGGGGGAGUUAUGUACUGUGAUCGGAUAGGUACUGCUGCAAUGGAGCUAGGAAAUGGUGGUAUGGUUUUACUCUCAAAGACGUUGUAUGUACCGGGAUUAGGAGUCAAUCUCCUCUCCGGCAAGAAGAUCUGUGAAGCUGGACUCAAGGGCAGGUUCAAUUCAGAUCGAUAUGAAGAUGUCGCUCUACAGAGCACAGAGAUUAUUAGUGAUAUUGAAUCGAACGAGAUCACUCUAGACACCUCCUUAGACAAGAACAAAAAGGAUCUAGAAACUUAUCUACUAUGGCACAGACGAUUUAACCAUCUUGGCCCAGAGAAAAUACGGAAUCUCCAUAAAGUUACUACACUGGGAAAGCCGAUCAAAGUCCCAUCCAAAAUCCCUGUAUGCGAAGUGUGUGCGCUCACCAAGAUGAAGAAUCUAAUCCCAAAACAACUCAGUCCUCACAAGACGAAAAGAUUAGAGCUUAUUCAUUUUGAUAUCGCUGGCCCAUUCCCAAGGUCUUUACGAGGAAACCGCUAUUUCCUAUUGAUCAUAGACAGCUGGACAAGAGUGAAUUGGAUUUUGACCUUGAAGACAAAAGAUGAAGCUAUACCGAGAUUGAAGAAAUGGAAAACCGAAUUAGAACUUGGCAUUGGUGAUGAGAUAGUAGCCGCUCGAACUGAUAAUGCACCAGAGCUAAUCCAAGCCGUUAAGGAGUGGAACUCUGGGACCCGAUCAGAACUGACUACCGUAGCAUCAUCUCAUCAAAAUGGAACUGCUGAAAGAAACAUCGGCACUGCCGAAGCCGAUAUGAGAGCUAUGCUAAAGGAAGCUGGAUUGCCAUUGGAAUUCUGGGACGAAGCUGUUGAAUAUGAUGCACACUGCAGGAAUAGAACGAACACUGGACCGAUCAUUGACGACAGCGUUGUAAGCCCAAUCGAAGCGUUUACUGGAUCAACCCCCGACAUCACCCAUUGUAGAGUCUGGGGGAGCAAGUGUUAUGCAUAUAUCAAUCCAAAGACAAUCCCGAAGGACCAACGGCACGACAAAUUACGAGAUACAGCUCGAGUAGGCAUCUUUAUGGGAUACUCGCACACGACCAAUAAGCAUGUUAAGGUGUACUCGCCAGAGCUAGGCUACACUGUACGAGCAAGCCGAGUGACUAUAGACGAAUCCAAAAAGGGCGGAGACUUAGACCUAAGAAUAAGAAACUCUGUAUCAGGACCCCAAGGUACAAAAAAUAUCAUCCCUGAUAGGAGACCCAGAGGUAGACCUCACAAGGUACAAGAAGUACAAGAAUCCCCACUCGAAUCCUUACAAGAUACUGCUACCCCUGAACCCCCGAAAGUAGUAAUUCCCAGCGCAUCUAAAGUAGACAAUAUCCAGCAAUUCAACGAAGACAGUGAAGGGAAUAUCAUCGAAAUCGAUCCAUCCACGGACCCAAUACUAUCUCCAGGAACAAAAGAGAUAGACAUACUAGAUACUGCACCUGUAACCAAUCAAUCCUCAACCGAAACCUCAACUACACCUAUGGAUAUAGACACCCCUGAAAGAUACUCUUUUCGGAAACGCAAGCGAGACGAUAGUGAGCCAGAUGAGCAUGUCCAGAAACUGAUAAGAGCAAUGAUAGCGAUACUCUCAGCAGACCCUGAUGGAAGUGCUAUCGAACAUGCUAUGAUCUCCAUACCCCUUACAUCUAGGAUCGACCCGAGCGUUAAAACAAAACUAUCCGAAAACCUUCAAGUGAUCUUAGGGAGCUCUACAGACGAGGAUACAGCUUUCCCCGCAGAACAGAUUCUAGGAAUCCCUAUUCCUAACACAUAUAAUCAGGCAGUCUCGGACCCUGAAUAUGGUGAAAAAUGGAAGCGAGCUAUCGAAGAGGAAAUCAGCUCAUUGAUUGCAAAUGGUACCUGGGAAGAGUAUAUUCUGCCGAAAGGAGGGAAUCUUGUUUCAACAAAAUGGGUAUUCACAAUAAAGACGAAGGACAACAAGGUCGAGAGAUUCAAAGCACGGCUGGUAGCAAGAGGGUUUAGUCAAGUUCUCGGAAAAGACUACAAUGAGACCUUCGCUCCUACAGUACGACUCGAUACACUCCGUUUGUUCUUAGCGAUCGUUGCGAAAGAGAACUUGGAAUGCUGGCACUUCGAUAUAAAGAACGCUUUUACAGAAUCUCAUCUCAAGGAAGAAAUAUACCUCGCGCCACCUCAAGGAGUCAAUGUAUCAAAUGGGUACGUUUUACGCGCAUUGAGAAGUUUAUAUGGCCUUAAGCAAGCGGGACGAGAUUGGAGUCAACUUCUAAAGUCCGAAUUGAUCAAUUGGGGCUUCACUCAGAGUCUCGCUGACCCAUGUCUCUAUACAUUCGCCGCUCGCCAACUCAAUUUGCUAGUAUAUGUUGAUGAUAUAAUUGCCUCCUCGACUUCAAAGAAUCAACUCGAUUGGUUCUCUGUAAUACUCUCCUCGCGCUUCAAUGCCAAGAACCUGGGGGAGAUUAGUAAGAUUCUAGGCAUUAGAGUUAUAAGAGAUCGAGCAAACAGAUCACUCACAUUGGACCAAGAAGAGUAUCUGGAAGCUAUGCUAACCAAAUUCGGAAUCUCGCACGCUCAGCACCAUGCUAAGAAGAUACCCGCUGCCGACUACUCAUGUUUACGACCCGCUACUGAAGAUGACGAACUGAUUGAUGUUACUGAAUAUCAACAAGCCAUAGGUAGUCUUAUUCACCCAAUGGUAUACACAAGACCAGACAUCUCCUUCGUACUAGGCCGGCUAUCACAGUACAUGGCAAAGCCAGCAAAAUGCCAUGGGAUAGGAGUAAAGAACCUAAUGCGAUACCUGAGAGCUACGAUCACUCAGAAACUCAAAUAUGGACCUGAGGGAGUACAGUACCAAAUCGCAAAGGAAUACAACCUAUCAGCAGAUACUAUAAAAGUCUUCACUGACGCAGAUUGGGCAAGUGAUCGAUAUGAUCGGAAAAGUAUUUCUGGGGGAGUUGCUAUGUUUUAUGGAGGACCGAUAUCGUGGGCUAGCAAGAAGCAGAAUUCAGUAGCAACGUCAAGUGCUGAGUCCGAAUACAUAUCAAUGGCGAUGUUCACCAAGCAAGGGAGAUGGUUAGCUCAAAUGCUCAAAGACCUUGGAAAGGCGGAAUACGUAUCUACACACGGAGACACUGUUCAGAUACUAGGCGACAAUCAAGGAGCAAUAGCUCUAACCAAGAACCCGCACCUGCAUGAGCGAUCAAAGCAUAUUGAUAUAUGCUACCACUUUAUCAGGGAUCUUACUGAAAAAGAAAAGGUAGUGACUAGCUAUAUCAAUACGUCAGAUAUGGUAGCAGACGGGAUGACCAAACCCCUAGCAAGAGUAGCAUUCGAAAGGUUCAAAGAGAUGCUAGGAUUGAGACAAUAG
This is a messenger RNA of Sclerotinia sclerotiorum 1980 UF-70, 4548 nucleotides long. RefSeq lists its product as hypothetical. Lineage: Eukaryota; Fungi; Ascomycota; Leotiomycetes; Helotiales; Sclerotiniaceae. Bases 1 to 4548 code for a protein of 1515 amino acids. The record is from RefSeq and is a predicted model, not a curated record. Gene Ontology annotation, biological process: DNA integration. Gene Ontology annotation, molecular function: nucleic acid binding. The transcript has 2 exons.